Penicillium canariense is the source of this 303-nucleotide messenger RNA. RefSeq lists its product as uncharacterized. NCBI's taxonomy places the organism in Eukaryota, Fungi, Ascomycota, Eurotiomycetes, Eurotiales, Aspergillaceae. Bases 1 to 303 code for a protein of 100 amino acids. The transcript has 2 exons. The record is from RefSeq and is a predicted model, not a curated record.
AUGGCUACCACCAGCCCUACUACCAAUCUGAUUAUCGAUAGCCCUACUAUCGAUCUGAUCACCAACGACCCUACCAAUCUAAUUAUCGAUAGCCCUACUAUCGAUCUGAUCACCAACGACCCUACCAAUCUGACCACUAACGACCCUACUACCAAUCUGAUUACCAACGACCCUACUAGUCAACCAUCUAAUCUUCUACCCCCGCCAGAGCAAACCUUCGCAUCUCGCGUUCUAUUGGUCGAUUUUGUGCGCCAAUUUGGUCAGGGAUAUAUUCAGACGAAUCAAACGCCCAAGAUGGGAUGA